AUGGAGACGCGGACGGGGUUUGGGCCCCUGGUAGUCCUGCUGUUGGCGCUGCUGAACUCUGCUCACGCCGAAGAUAAAUACUUUGUGGUUGGCGGUAAACUAGUCUUGAGGCCUUCUGUCUCCGUAAGUCUCACCAGCAUCCUGUGGAAACACAAAGGCGAUCUUUUGGCUGAAUGGGUGCAGGGUGAUCCUACGGUGACUUACUAUCGCAGCUUUAAGGGCCGCACAACCCUGGAGAAAACCACAGGACAUCUGGAAAUCAACAACAUGAGCAUGGCUGACCAGGGGAGAUAUUCACUGGAGAUCAACAACGCCGUCCACCCUCCGGAUUAUGAUGUUAAAGUGAUCAAGAAAGUGCCCCAGCCUGCCUUAUUGUUAGGGCCGCUGACAUGCACCCGUGAUUCGGACAGUUGCACGCUGACCUGCGGUGGAGACACUGCAGGGGCCGAACCCGUCACCUACAGCUGGAAGGAGGGAGACGGAGAGUGGAGCAAGUCGGGGAAUAAGACCAUGCAGCUCCUCAAGGAGGAGACAGCACAUGUUAAAACCUUCACCUGCCGGAUCAAGAACCCGGUCAGCCAGAAAGAAAGUGAACCCUGCAGCAAUCCGUUCUUCCAAGAGGAAGGGUCAGUUGGGGUGGCCGUCGGUGUCAGCGUCUUCAUGUUGUUGCUCCUCUUAAUUGCGGCUGGGUUGGUAAUUUGGAAACGGAAACGUAUCUUGGAGUAUUUCUUUAGAAAUAAGAAUGAACAAGUCCCUCUAAACGCCUCGGGUUCCACAUCUGGAAAUGGACAGCCGGCGGUUUCUGUUGAAGUUCCAGCCAAUGAAAAUGAGAUUGAACGACUCCCUCUAAAAGACUCUGGUUCCACACCUGGAAAUGGACAGCCUUCUCCUGAACCUCCAGCCGACUCUCAGACUGAACGACUCGCCCCAAAAGAGUCGGAUGGAGGAGCUGAAGCAUGAGGCUGUGGAGCUCCUGUCUCGGGGUCUCGGGGUCUCGGGGUCAGCUCCAUAUACAUUAAGGGAACAGGUGUUGGCGUUGACCUGUGUGUCGACUGUUACUCGCAAAGCGGAAUCAUUUUCAGACUUCAUUCGCGAAACAAUACAGUUGAUGGGGACAAACAUGAUGAAAAUGUGAUUAUAUUGUAUUGCUUUGAAACAGCAACAUGUAUAUAGAUUGUUACUAAUACGGCUGGGCGAUUUGGGCACGGAAAUAAAACUGAGAGAGGGAAGAUGGACUGUAACUGCCUUUUAGGGUCCACUUCGCUGCAGCUCAGUAUUACGACAAUCCCAUGUGAUCCAAACAAAAUAGGCUUCUAAAAGGUGAAAUAUUAAAUCUCCAAGCUCUUAAAACAAAACAAAACAACAACAACAAUGCUGUGUGAGUUGAUGAACUGAGAUUCCCAGUAAUAAACACGAGGAGCUGUGUUUUUUAUUUAAACUUGAAGAAAUCCAAACACAUCAUUGUAGCUCACCUUUUGGAGUCGGUGAUUUUGUCCUGCAUCACUUGGUAGUUGAAGAAGAGGCAGAUUGAUUGAAUGCAUGUUGUAUAAACACGUCAUAUCACACAUGCUUCUGUGCUGAUGGCAUGAUGAGUGCAUGUUCAGUGCCAACAGCAUUUGGACCAUCUGUAAAUUGCAUUUGUUGGGUCUCUGUAAUUAAUAUUAUAAAGACUACGAUCUUGACCUGCUCUAUAGGAAAAGUGCAAUAAGAUCUAUUCAUAUAUAAAAGAGAAACAGAAACUAAUCUGGCUCAAUCUGCUUAAUGUUAUAGGACUGUCAUUGUUUUUUUGAAUGCACUUCUGUGAUCAUGUAUUUGGCUUUUCUUAUUUUUGUCCUCUUUUGAAUUAAGUCAAGCGCCUUCUUGUUUUGGACUGAUAUAGAUAAGGUAAAAAAAAAUAAAAGCACAUGUUUUGUAUUUAUUGUAGUUUAGCAUUUUAACGUUUUGAUUGGCGAGUGAUUGUAAAGUGCCUUUUUUUAAAUAAAUCUGUCUCACCGCUA
Molecule: messenger RNA, 1997 nt
Organism: Siniperca chuatsi (mandarin fish)
Lineage: Eukaryota; Metazoa; Chordata; Actinopteri; Centrarchiformes; Sinipercidae
Product: SLAM family member 9-like
Exons: 1
Coding region: 1-960 (319 amino acids)
Source: RefSeq, a predicted model, not a curated record